AUGUGCCUCUGUUUCCCUCGCCGUCGCGGCGCGAAGAAGCAAGAACAACAAUAUGCCGCUUCUGAGGCCCCGAGACCCGUCCAGCUUCAGAGCAAGCCAGAGGAAAGGAAUACCCAAGAAAAGUCCAGUGCAGCACCUCAGCCAAGCAAGGUAGCCGCAUCAACCAAGGCACCAAAGCCAUAUCAAGCACGAUGGAACCAGGUUGCAAACCAACCAGCGUCUAAGGACAAACAGCCCCCAGCAGAAGACUGGAACUCUGAUGAUGAGAGGAAGAACAUAUUUGGGGAUCGCAAGCAUACUCAGACUACGACUACGAGCCCCAACACCGGAGCACUAAACACGCAAAAUCAACACCUGCUCAACGCCAUGAGCACACUGGUGCAGCAAAUGCCAGCAGCAGAUCCUCCGGACUGGCCACUGGAGAACAAGACUCCGGAAAAGGAACAUAAACCUGUGCAGAUAGAACGAAAAUCGACACCACCACCGCGAAACUACGUUAUUGGGUUCACGAGGCCGUGGCAACACUACGAUCGUGAAGCCGCCAGACUAUAA
Molecule: messenger RNA, 552 nt
Organism: Fusarium keratoplasticum
Lineage: Eukaryota; Fungi; Ascomycota; Sordariomycetes; Hypocreales; Nectriaceae
Exons: 2
Coding region: 1-552 (183 amino acids)
Source: RefSeq, a predicted model, not a curated record